GGGCCGCCAUCCGGGCAUCCCGGCGGCGGCGACAACAUGGCCGAUGUUGUUCAGAACUAGACUGUAGAAACAAGAAGGAAAGAUGAAAGUCGACAGAACGAAGCUGAAGAAAACGCCAACUGAAGCGCCUGCUGACUGCCGAGCUCUGAUUGAUAAGCUGAAGGCCUGCAAUGACGAACAGCUCCUGACAGAACUUCAGCAAAUCAAGACAUGGAAUAUUGGAAAGUGCGAGCUGUACCACUGGGUGGACCUGCUGGAUCGGUUCGAUGGAAUUCUGGCAGACGCUGGGCAGACUGUGGAAACCAUGUCCUGGAUGUUGGUGUGCGACAGGCCAGAAAACGAGCAGCUCAAAGCCCUCCUGCUGGCUGUCUUAAACUUCACGGCCCUGCUCAUUGAGUACAGCUUCUCGCGGCACCUGUACAGUUCCAUCGAGCAUCUGACUACUUUAUUAGCAUCAUGUGACAUGCAAGUGGUGCUGGCUGUGCUAAAUCUGCUGUAUGUGUUCAGCAAAAGAUCCAAUUAUAUUACUAGACUCGGCUCCGAUAAGAGGACUCCUUUGUUGUCGAGGCUACAGCACUUAGCAGAGAGCUGGGGUGGGAAAGAGAAUGGAUUCGGCCUCGCAGAGUGCUGCCGUGACUUACAGAUGUCGAAAUACCCACCUAGUGCAACAACACUACACUUUGAGUUCUAUGCAGAGCCAAGUGCCGAGGUGAAGUUGGACAAAAAGGCCACAGCAAACAACACACUACAUUACAUUCAUAUAGAGCAGUUAGAUAAGAUGUCUGAAAGCCCUUCUGAAAUUAUGGAGUCCUUAACCAAAAUGUACAGUAUCCCAAAGGAUAAGCAGAUGCUACUGUUUACACAUAUACGGCUAGCGCACGGCUUCUCAAAUCAUAAAAAGAGACUGCAAGCAGUACAAGCUAGGCUACACGCUAUCUCGAUAUUAGUUUACUCCAAUGCGCUCCAAGAGUCUGCCAACAGUAUAUUAUACAACGGUUUGAUAGAGGAGCUGGUGGAUGUUCUACAGAUACCAGACAAACAGCUUAUGGAUAUUAAAGCCGCUUCUUUGCGGACAUUGACGUCGAUAGUUCAUUUGGAAAGGACACCUAAGCUGAGCAGCAUCAUAGACUGCACAGGAACAGCGUCAUACCAUGGCUUUCUACCAGUGCUGGUGCGAAACUGUAUCCAGGCCAUGAUUGAUCCAUCUAUGGAGCCGUAUCCUCAUCAGUUUGCAACGGCACUGUUCUCCUUUCUCUACCACCUGGCCAGUUACGAUGCCGGCGGCGAAGCCUUGGUCUCCUGUGGAAUGAUGGAAGCUUUACUCAAGGUGAUCAAGUAUCUUGGCGAUGAGCAGGACCAGAUCACUUUCGUGACCAGGGCUGUCCGCGUGGUUGACCUCAUCACCAACCUGGACAUGGCAGCCUUCCAGUCGCACAGUGGACUGGCCGUAUUCAUCAACCGGCUAGAGCACGAAGUUGAUAUUUGCAGGAAGGAGUGUCCAUUUGUCAUUAAGCCAAAGAUUCAGCGAUCAAGCGCGACUCAGGAGGGCGAGGAGAUGGAGACGGAUUCUGAAGUUUCAGAUAUCGUAAUGGAGAGCAGUCCAGGUCCCUCAACUUCGACUGAGUCCAGGCCAGAUGUAGAUUCACGAGGGCCCAGUACUGCCACAGCAUACCCACCAAGAACUGGGGUUCAGUGCAUCCCGCAGCGUGCAGCCCUGUUGAAAUCCAUGCUCAACUUCCUGAAGAAGGCCAUUCAAGAUCCAGCGUUCUCAGACAGCAUUCGGCAUGUAAUGGACGGCUCGCUGCCUACCUCACUAAAGCACAUCAUCAGCAACGCAGAGUAUUAUGGGCCAUCCCUCUUCCUGCUCGCUACUGAGGUGGUGACUGUGUUUGUGUUCCAAGAGCCAUCGCUGCUAUCCUCACUCCAGGAUAAUGGACUGACGGACGUCAUGCUUCAUGCCUUGUUGAUAAAAGACGUACCCGCGACCCGUGAAGUUCUGGGCUCCUUGCCGAACGUGUUCAGUGCACUGUGCCUGAACGCCCGUGGGCUGCAGUCCUUUGUGCAGUGCCAGCCCUUCGACCGACUCUUCAAGGUGCUGCUGUCCCCCGACUACCUGCCCGCGAUGAGGAGGCGUCGCAGCUCCGAUCCGUUAGGUGACACAGCAUCCAACCUUGGCAGUGCCGUAGACGAACUAAUGAGACAUCAGCCAACUCUGAAGACCGAUGCCACCGCUGCAAUCAUAAAGCUGCUCGAAGAAAUCUGCAACCUGGGAAGAGACCCGAAGUACAUCUGCCAGAAACCUUCCAUCCAGAAAGCGGACGGGACUGCGAGCGCCCCACCACCCCGGUCCAGUCACGCUGCUGAGGAGGCAUCCAGUGAGGACGAGGAGGAGGAGGAGGUUCAGGCUAUGCAGAGCUUCAGCAGCAGCAUGGCUGUUCAGCAGAGUGAUCCCGAACCCAACCAGCAGGUGGUUGGCACAGAGGAAAGAAUACCAAUCCCAUUGAUGGAUUAUAUACUGAACGUGAUGAAGUUCGUCGAGUCAAUCCUGAGCAACAACACGACAGACGACCACUGCCAGGAGUUUGUGACCCAGAAGGGGUUGCAGCCACUCGUGUGCAUCCUGGGCCUUCCGAACCUUCCCAUUGACUUCCCCACUUCGGCUGCCUGUCAGGCCGUCGCGGGAGUUUGCAAGUCCAUUCUGACACUGUCGCACGAGCUGAAGGUACUGCAGGAAGGUCUCGUUCAGCUGGACACCAUACUGUCAUCAUUGGAGCCCCUGCAUCGACCCAUUGACACUCCCGGCGGCUCGGUCCUCCUGCGGGAGUUGGCGAAUGCAGGCAACGUGGCUGAUGCCACCCUCUCGGCCCAGGCCACGCCGCUGCUGCACGCUCUCACCGCCGCGCACGCCUACAUCAUGAUGUUUGUGCAUACCUGCAGGGUGGGACAGAGCGAAAUCCGUUCCAUAUCUGUGAACCAGUGGGGCUCGCAGCUGGGCCUGAACGUCCUGAACAAGCUCAGCCAACUGUACUGCUCAUUGGUCUGGGAAAGCACUGUGCUGCUGUCCCUCUGUACCCCGAACAGUCUUCCAGCUGGCUGCGAGUUUGGCCAGGCGGACAUGCAGAAGCUGGUGCCAAAGGAGGACAAGCCUGCCACUGCUGCUACACCAGGCAGCUCCACUGGAGCGAAGAGAUCAGAAGCGGAAAUGGACGCGGCAGGCAGCGGCGUGGAGUCUUCGGCUCAGGGGCUGUUGGAGGGGAUCAGCCUGGACGGCGACACGCUCGCGCCAAUGGAAACCGACGAGCCCAGCACCUCCGACACCAAAGGGAAGUCCAAGAUCACGCCGGCUAUGGCUGCACGGAUCAAGCAAAUCAAGCCCUUGCUUUCGGCAUCCUCGAGGCUUGGCAGGGCGCUGGCCGAGCUCUUCGGCUUGUUGGUCAAGCUGUGCGUCGGAUCGCCGGUGCGGCAGAGACGGAGUCAUCACCCUGCCAGCACCACCACCGCACCCACGCCGGCGGCACGAGGGACGGCAUCCGCUCUCACCAAACUCCUGACCAAAGGGCUGUCGUGGCAACCGCCCCCUUACACUCCGACCCCCCGGUUCAGGUUGACUUUCUUCAUCUGUUCUGUGGGCUUCACCUCGCCCAUGCUGUUCGAUGAGAGGAAAUACCCUUACCACUUGAUGCUGCAGAAAUUCCUGUGCUCUGGAGGACACGAUGCCCUGUUUGAGACCUUUAAUUGGGCUCUGUCGAUGGGGGGUAAAGUGCCAAUCACCGAAGGCCUGGAGCACACGGAGCUCCCGGACGGCACGGGCGAGUUCCUCGACGCCUGGCUGAUGCUCGUGGAGAAGAUGGUGAAUCCGACGACCGUUCUGGAGUCUCCGCACUCUCUGCCAGCCAAGCCGCCCGGCGGGCAGAACUUCGCGCAGUUCAGCGCGCUCCGGUUCCUGGUGGUGACGCAGAAGGCAGCCUUUAAUUGCAUCAAGAACCUGUGGAAUCGCAAGCCGCUGAAGGUGUAUGGCGGGCGCAUGGCCGAGUCGAUGCUGGCGAUCCUGUGCCACAUCCUGAGGGGCGAACCCGUGAUCCGUGAGCGACUGUCCAAGGAAAAAGAGGGCAGCAGGACGGAAGAGGAAGGCCCGCAGGAGGAAGGGACAGCGCCAAGGCGUGAGCCCCAAGUGAACCAGCAACAACUUCAGCAGUUGAUGGACAUGGGUUUCACGAGGGAGCACGCCAUGGAGGCCUUGCUGAACACAAGCAGCAUGGAGCAGGCGACGGAGUAUCUGUUAACGCACCCCCCUCCUCUCUUGGGAGGAGCUGUACGCGUGAGGGAGCUCAGCAUGUCUGAGGAGGAUCAGAUGAUGAGGGCGAUAGCCAUGUCACUGGGGCAGGAUAUUCCAAUGGACCAGAGUACAGAGUCACCAGAGGAAGCAGCGCGCCGCAAGGAGGAGGAAGAGCGCAAGGCGCGUGAGAAGCAGGAAGAGGAGGAGGUGAAGAGCCUGGAGAGGUACCAGGACGUGGCUCCCCUGGAGCCCGACGAAUUGAACACCUUCACGGAGAAGAUGCUGCCCGGCUGCUUCCACCUGCUGGACGAGUUACCGGACACGGUGUACCGGGUUUGCGACCUGAUCAUGACCGCCGUCAAGCGCAACGGGGCUGACUACAGAGACCUGAUACUGACCCGGGUCGUGGAGCAGGUAUGGGAAGCUGCUAACGUCCUGAUCACAGCGGCGCUGCCCUUGACCACGAGCGACACCAAGACGGUGGCGGAGUGGACAAGCCAGAUGGCCACACUGCCGCAGGCCUCCAACCUGGCGACCAGGAUCCUCCUCGUCACACUCCUGUUUGAGGAACUCAAGCUGACUUGCGCCAGGAUUGUGGAGACGAGUGGCAUACUGGGCGUCUUGAUCAAGUUGCUGGAGGUGGCGCAGCCUUGUCUCCAGGCUGCCAAGGAACAGAAGGACGUGCACACACCCAAGUGGAUUACUCCUGUCCUGCUGCUGAUUGAUUUCUACGAAAAGAUGUCCGUGUCCUCCAAGAGGAGAGCACAGAUGAACAAGUAUCUGCAGCCAACUGGGAAUAACUGGAGGUGGUUUGAUGAUCGAUCAGGGCGUUGGUGCAGUUACAGCGCGAGCAACAACAGCACCAUCGACGCGGCCUGGAGGGCAGGAGAGACCAGUGUGCGGUUUACGGCCGGCCGGAGGAGAUACACCGUGCAGUUCAACACCAUGGUGCAGGUAAAUGAAGAGACUGGAAACCGGCGGCCGGUGAUGUUGACUUUACAGCGCCUGCCCCGGAAGGAACCCAACUGCAAAAGCAGCAGCUCCCAAUUCGUGCAGGACCUGGAGAAAACCCUGGAGGAGGGGAAGGAGCCCGAGCCCGAACCUGAGCCAGAAGCCAAACCCAAGGAAGAGAAAGCCAGCGAUGUGGAACCUGUUCCCGAGACCACAGCGGAGAAGGAACCGAGGGAAGAAGUGAAAGCGAGCGACAUAGUGAUCCAGGGACUGUCGGAGGAGCAGAUGGCAGUGCUGAUCCGGUCGUGCGUCAGCAUGAUCAGCGUGCCGGUGGACCCCGACACGCUGCACGCCACGCUGCGGCUCUGCCUGCGCCUGACCCGCGAGCACAAGUGCGCCCUGAUGUUCGCGGAGCUCGGCAGCACCCGCAUGAUCCUGAACCUGACGCAGGGCUCCGGCUUCAACGGCUUCACGCCGCUGGUCACGCUGCUCUUCCGGCACGUGAUCGAGGAUCCCUGCACGCUCAAACACACCAUGGAAAAGGUGGUGCGUUCGGCUGCUACCAGUGGGGCAGGCAGCACGACCUCUGGCGUGGUGUCCGGGAGCCUGGGCUCCAGAGAGAUUAACUACAUCCUGAGAGUCCUGGGACCAGCUGCCUGCAGGAACCCUGAGAUAUUCACCGAGGUGGCAAAGAACUGUAUAAGGAUAGCCCUGCCUGCACCCCGUGGCAAUGGGACCGCCUCUGACGAUGAAUUUGAGAAUUUGCGUAUCAAGGGCCCCAACGCUGUGCAGUUGGUGAAAACGACACCAGUGAAGCCCUCGCCCCUCCCUACGAUUCCUGACACCAUCAAGGAAGUUAUCUAUGACAUGUUGAAUGCGCUGUCAGCAUACCACGCUCCCGAUGAGGCAGAGAAGGUUGAGGUGAAGCUGGUGAGUGUGAAUCAGGAGCUGAGCCAGCUGCUGCAGGACGUGGGAGAUGACAUGUACCAGCAGUACCGCUCGCUGACACGGCAGGGCAGUGACUUCGAUUCACAGCAGAGUUUCACCAUCAAUACGCAGGUCUUUGUUGCUGAUGGUGCAGCGACAGAUGCCACACAGCCUGGUACAUCCCAAGGAGAGGUUUCCACACCAGAGGAGAACCGGGAAGGCAAGAAGGACAAGGACAGCGACAAAGCCUCCGAAGACGGGAAGCAGAAGGCGAAAGCCAGCAAGCCCCUCAUGCCGACGUCCACCAUCCUGAGGCUACUGGCCGAGCUGGUGCGCUCUUACAUCGGCAUCGCCACCCUGAUAGCUGGGUACAACUACACAGCUGGCCAGUCUGAGCUGAUCAAAGAGGAUUGCAGCGUCCUGGCGUUCGUCCUGGAUCACCUGUUGCCCCAGACCCAGAAUGUGGGGGACAAGGACACGCCAGCGCUGGCCAGGCUCUUCCUGGCUAGCUUAGCGGCAGCGACGCAGAGCACUGAGGCUCAGGCCGCGUUGGUCAACGAGGUCAAAGCAGCCCUCAGCAGAGCACUGGCUAUGGCAGAGAGCACCGAGAAACAUGCCAGGCUACAGGCGGUGAUGUGCAUCAUUAGCACCAUCAUGGAGUCCUGCCCGUCCACCUCCAGCUUCUACAGCAGCAACGCUGUCAAAACGCAGCACAACGGCAUGAACAACAUCAUCCGACUCUUCCUGAAGAAGGGGCUCGUGAAUGAUCUGGCCAGAGUGCCACACAGUCUCGACUUGUCCAGUCCCAACAUGGCAAACACGGUGAAUGCUGCGUUGAAGCCUUUGGAGACACUUUCUCGCAUUGUCAACCAGCCAAGUAGCCUCUUCAGCAGCAAGAACGCUUCAAGCAAGAACAAAUCGGAGCAGGAUACGCACAUCACGAGCGGCGAUGCUAACGGCAACCAGCCAGACUCUGGCGAGACUGGAGAGACUGAGGCGCAGGAAGACCACGCCCCAACUGGAGUGGCAGACAGCGAUAUUAUGGAUGGAGAGACUGAAGCGGAUACGGUGGUGAUAACUGGGCAGUCGGAAGUCCUCAAUGCCCAGGAGAUGCAGGUUGAGAACGAGCUGGAGGAUCUUAUCGAUGAGUUGCUGGAAAGAGACGUGGAGACUGUGAGCAGCACAAUCAUCGCUUGCAGAAGUACUGAGGAUGAGUCCCAGGAGGAUGUGUUGAUGGAUGAGGCUCCCUCAAAUCUCAGUCAGGCACCCACCCUGCAGGCUAACCGAGAAGAUUCUAUGAACAUCUUGGACCCUGACGAUGAGGAACACACACAAGAGGAAGAUAGCAGUGGAAGUAAUGAGGACGAUGAUGACAGCCAGGAUGAGGAUGAGGAAGAGGAGGAAGAUGAAGAUGAUCAGGAUGACGAGGAGGGCGAGGAAGAGGAAGGGGACGAGGACGACGAGGAUGAGGAGGGAUCCGAGAUGGAGCUGGAUGAAGACUACCCAGAUAUUGACGAGUCACUCGUCCGCUUCGACAGAGAGGACGACCUGAUCAUCGAGUUCGAUAACAUGUUUUCCACUGCAGCGGACAUACCCCCCGCCCCGGGUAACAUUCCCGCCACGCACCCGCUCAUGGUUCGGCACGCGGAUCACAGCGCCCUGACGCUGGGCACGGGAUCCUCCACCACGCGGCUCACCCAAGGCAUCGGGCGCAGUCAGCGGGCGAUCCGGCCGUUUGCUGCCAACACGGGCCACACCAUUCACGUGCACUACCCUGGGAACAGGCAACCCAACCCUCCCCUCAUCCUGCAAAGAUUGCUUGGGCCCUCAGCCGCUGCCGAUAUCCUCCAGCUCAGCAGCAGCCUGCCCCUGCAGAGCCGUGGCCGCGCCAGGCUGCUGGUUGGCAACGACGAUGUCCACAUUAUUGCCCGAUCGGACGACGACCUCCUGGACGACUUCUUCCAUGACCAGACGGCCACAACCAGCCAAGCAGGUACCCUGUCGAGCAUCCCGACUGCACUAACCCGCUGGACUGAGGAAUGCAAAGUACUGGACGCAGAAAGUAUGCACGAUUGCGUGGCAGUGGUGAAGCUGCCCAUCAUCCAGCACCUGGAGUCGCUGCGUGACGAGGAGUUGGAGGAGCGGAGAGAGAAACGCAGAAAGCAACUGGCGGAGGAAGAGGCCAGGAGAGAGGAGAAGGCCAAGGAGGAGAAGGAGAACAAGGAGCAGAAUGCCCCGCAGGCUGCGGGUUCCACCAGAGUGGCCAACUCGUCUGUUCAAGGUGACAAGAGUCAAACAGCUGUGAGUUCCAGUGCCCUGUCGGCCACGAACGAAGCCAUCAGCAACAUGGCCGCCUCGAUCGCAGAAGCAGCGCUGGAAGCCAUGAGGACACACGGCCAGUUAACAGACGCGGAGCAGCCUGUCGUCGGCUCCACUGGGCUGGACACCCCUCGACUGGAGAACUUCCUACCAGCGCCGGCAUCGAUGGAGGGCACCCCGGCUGCAGAGAGCCAAGCCCUGGGCGUUCUGGAGACGGCCCAGCAGCCCCUGACCGCCCUUCAGCCCGGAGGCCAGGCCUCGUCCCUCCAGCUGGCCUCUGCCGAGGAGGUGACGGCGCAGUCGCUGAUGCCCAUCGAGGCUGCGCCGGACAGGCCGAGCGGAGAGGCCGAAGCCCUGCAGAUGGAGAUGUCGCCGGCGCCAACGACAGCCUCCCAGUCUCCAGAGCGAGUGGAAGGUUCAGAAGCACUGGUGACGGUGGGCAGUCAGCUGGAGGGCUCCCCCAUGGACACGAGCAGCCCGGUGUCUGGCAUGUUAGAGGAAACAGCAGGAGAGGGCCUUGGCGCGAGAGGGAGCGAGCAGGAGAGGCCGGCUGCUGAAGAGACAGGGGUACCACCCUCGGAGUCGGCAGCCACCGCAGAGGGUCAAGCAGAGGUGGCCCCAGCCGGAGAGCAGAGCGUUUCAUCCUCCAUCCCCUCUGUGACCUUGCCCGCCAGAGACACCGUGCCGGGACCCGGAGUGACAGCAGCCUCCAACGGGCAGCCUUCCACGACCAACAGCGAGGAAGACCCACUUGCUGGAAUCAACCUCCCCGAGGGCGUCGACCCCUCCUUCCUGGCCGCCCUGCCUGAGGACAUCCGCCGCGAGGUGCUGCAGAACCAGCUGGGCAUCCGGCCCCCCAACCGGGCAGCGGCCACAGUCGCGGCCUCGGCUGCAGCCGCAGCGGCUGCCGCUGCCGCCACCCUGGUCGGCAACCAGGGGGUCACCGAGGUCAGCCCCGAAUUCCUGGCGGCUCUUCCACCAGCCAUUCAAGAGGAGGUACUAGCCCAGCAGCGAGUAGAACAGCAGAGGAGAGAGCUGGCACAGACAGCCAACCCUGACACCCCCAUGGACCCGGUCACCUUCAUCCAGACGCUGCCUUCCGACCUGCGGCGGAGCGUGCUAGAAGACAUGGAGGACAGCGUGCUGGCGGUGAUGCCACCGGACAUUGCGGCUGAGGCUCAGGCAUUGCGCCGGGAACAGGAGGCCAGGCAGAGGCAGCUGAUGCACGAGCGCUUGUUCAGCCACAGCAGCUCAUCCGCUCUCUCCGCCAUACUGCGGAGCACAGGCUUCACCGGCCGCUUGGGAGGAAACAGAGGGGUGCAGUACACGCGCUUGGCUGUGCAGAGGAGCGGAGCGUUUCAGUGGGGGAGCAGCACCCACAACAGAGCGUCAAGCAGCAGCAACAUGGACAGCUUGCUCCGGCUGCGAGGGCGCCUCCUCCUGGACCACGAGGCCCUGUCCUGCCUGCUGGUCCUUCUCUUUGUGGACGAGCCGAAGCUGAACACCAGCCGCCUCCACCGGGUCCUGCGCAACCUGUGCUACCACACGCAGACGCGCAACUGGGUCAUCAAGAGCCUCCUGUCCAUCCUGCAGCGCAGCAGCGAGAGCGAGCUGUGCAUCGAGACCCCCAAGCACCCUGAGGAGAAGGGCAAGAAGGCCACCAAGCCGGGGGCGGGCACGGGCACGGGCGCCCCCUCCUCCGCUGGAGCCCACGAGCACCGGCCCCUGGACCUGCUGCACAAGAUGGAAGCCAAGACCACCAGCCAGCUGUCCUGGCUCUCCGUGUCCAUGGACGCGGCCCUGGGCUGCCGGACGAACAUCUUCCAAAUCCAGCGGUCCGGCGGGCGCAAGCACUCGGAGAAGCACAUGGGCUGUGGCUCCACCGUCCACAUCCACCCCCAGGCAGCGCCUGUGGUCUGCCGGCAUGUCCUGGACACGCUCAUACAGCUCGCUAAGGUAUUCCCAAGUCAUUUCACGCAGCAGAGGACCAAAGAAGCAAGUGGUGAAACUGACAAGGAGAAACUGAACAAGCAAUCAGCCAACAGCCCAUGCCUCGGUCAGCCUGCGGGCGGAGGUGGAGGAGGAGGAGGGGGCAGUGGUGUCGGCCCCAGCCUGGGCAUCUCCACGGACUUCUGGGACUUGCUGGUCAAGCUGGACAACAUGAACGUCAGCCGGAAGGGCAAGACCUCAGUCAAGACCACGCCCUCCUCUAACAGCGACGGGGAGAACAGCCAGUGCAGCCUGGAGUCCUCCCCCCUGGGGCAGCUGAUGAACAUGCUCUCACACCCGGUCAUCCGCCGCAGCUCGCUGCUGACGGAGAAGCUCCUGCGGCUCCUCUCGCUCAUUUCCAUCGCGCUGCCCGACAAGGCCACAGAGGUGGCGGUCAACCACAGCGGUGCUGCGGAAGUGACCCUCGUCGGCUCCGUCACAUCGCCUCCGAAAGCCGCCAAGUCUCCGGCAAAAGCCACGUCAGAAGGAGCAGCCAGUGCCAACGAUAGCAAGAUCCAGAAUUCUGGGUUGACCGAGAAACAGCUGCAGCUUUCUGUGGAGGUGUUGACCUCCCACUCGUGCUCGGAAGAAGGACUGGAAGACGCAGCGAACAUCCUGCUUCAGCUCUCCCGGGGGGAGCCGGGAACCAGGGACACGGUCCUGAAGCUGCUGCUCAGUGGGGCUCGCCAGCUGGGAUACACGCUCUGCCAACAGAUAGGUACUUUACUAGCUGAGCUGCGGGAGUAUAACCUGGAGCAGCAGAGGAGAGCGCAUUCUGACGGCCAGUCACCCGAAGGAACGCCAGACGACCACCCUCAGUUGACCAAGUUAAAAGGAAAGAUGCAGAGCAGGUUUGACACCGCGGAGAACGUGGUUAUCGUGGCGUCUCACAAGCGCCCCCUGGGGGGCCGGGAGCUCCAGUUACCCUCCAUGUCGAUGCUGACGUCCAAGACCUCCACGCAGAAAUUCUUCCUCCGCAUCCUGCAGGUCAUCAUCCAGCUGCGGGAUGCUACCCGGCGGGCGAACAAGAAGGCCAAGGAGACGGGAAGACUAGGGACCUCGACAAUGGGCUCCGCGAGCAGCAUCCAGGCAGCUGUGCGGCAGCUGGAGGCGGAGGCCGACGCCAUCAUACAAAUGGUACGUGAGGGCCAACGGGCCAGAAGACAACAGCAAUCAGCCAUGUCUGAGACGAACCCGGCAGAAGGAGCUUCCCGAAGAGAUGAGUCUCCCAUGGACGUGGACCAGCCAUCUCCAGCCGCCCAGGAGUCGCUAUCACUCGGCUCUGAAGGAAGCCAUGCGAGCGAGAAGGAGAAGGAAGAGGAGAAGCUCCCCGAGCUGCCGCUGCUGAGCGAGCAGCUGAGCCUGGACGAGCUGUGGGACAUGCUGGGCGAGUGCCUGAAGGAGCUGGAGGAGUCGCACGACCAGCACGCGGUCCUGGUGUUGCAGCCUGCAGUCGAGGCCUUUUUCCUCGUUCACGCGACAGAGAGGGAGAGCAAGCCGCCUGUACGCGACACGAGGGAAAGCCAGCUGGCCCACAUCAAGGAUGAGGCACCGCCCCUCUCACCGGCCCCCGUUACCCCAGCCACGCCGUCCUCCUUGGACCCGUUCUUCUCCCGCGAGCCCUCGUCCAUGCACAUAUCCUCCAAUCUGCCUCCGGACACACAGAAGUUCCUGCGGUUUGCAGAAACCCACCGAACGGUGCUGAACCAGAUUCUGCGUCAGUCCACCACACACCUGGCAGACGGCCCCUUUGCAGUCCUCGUGGAUUACAUUCGGAUCCUCGACUUUGAUGUCAAACGCAAGUAUUUCCGUCAGGAGUUGGAGCGUUUGGAUGAAGGAAUCCGCAAGGAGGACUUAGCGGUGCACGUGAGGAGGGACCAUGUCUUUGAGGACUCGUACCGGGAGCUCCACAGGAAGUCCCCCGAGGAGAUGAAGAACAGGCUGUACAUUGUGUUCGAAGGGGAGGAAGGGCAGGACGCUGGAGGCCUGCUCCGCGAGUGGUACAUGAUCAUCUCGAGGGAAAUGUUCAACCCCAUGUACGCGCUGUUCAGGACCUCGCCGGGCGACAGAGUCACGUACACCAUCAACCCCUCGUCGCACUGUAACCCCAACCACCUCAGCUACUUCAAGUUUGUGGGCCGCAUCGUGGCGAAGGCAGUGUACGAUAACCGCUUGCUCGAGUGCUACUUCACCCGCUCGUUCUACAAACACAUCCUUGGCAAAUCAGUCAGGUACACAGACAUGGAAAGUGAAGAUUAUCAUUUUUACCAAGGGCUGGUCUACCUGCUGGAAAAUGACGUUUCUACACUGGGUUACGAGCUCACCUUCAGUACAGAGGUGCAAGAGUUUGGAGUGUGUGAGGUACGGGAGCUGAAACCAAACGGAGCCCACAUUGUUGUGACGGAAGAAAAUAAGAAAGAGUAUGUCCACCUGGUGUGUCAGAUGAAGAUGACAGGUGCGAUCAGGAAACAGCUAGCUGCCUUCUUGGAAGGAUUCUACGAGAUUAUCCCAAAGCGGUUGAUCUCUAUCUUUACAGAGCAGGAGUUGGAGCUGCUCAUCUCUGGUUUACCGACCAUUGACAUCGAUGACUUGAAAGCAAACACUGAAUACCACAAGUACCAGGUUAACUCCAUACAGAUCCAGUGGUUCUGGCGGGCACUGCGCUCCUUCGACCAGGCUGAUCGUGCCAAGUUCCUGCAGUUUGUAACCGGUACCUCCAAGGUCCCUCUGCAGGGAUUCGCAGCCCUGGAAGGAAUGAACGGCAUCCAGAAGUUCCAGAUUCACAGAGACGAUCGUUCGACCGACCGAUUACCCUCGGCUCACACUUGCUUUAACCAACUGGACCUCCCAGCCUACGAGAGCUACGAGAAACUGCGUCACAUGUUGCUGCUCGCCAUCCAGGAGUGUUCGGAGGGAUUUGGCCUUGCCUGAAGCUGUACAAACCAAGGAAGGACAGAACGAACAAUCGGAAGACAAUUGAGAAACAAAAGGCAGUACCCAAAAGGGGAGGAUUUUUUUUUUAAACAAGACUGUAAAACGUGCAUAACUUGCUCUCCUCGGACUGACCUAGUAGACUUGCUUUGAGAAAAAAAAAUGUUACAGAAAGGCAACUGCCUGUGCCCGAGUGGGUUUCUGGAGUGAGAGAUUCGCACAGGGGGAAAAAUAUACUGACUUUGGGAAAAAAAAAAUUUCUUUCAUUUUCCCCAUCCUCCUCCUCCUCCCCCCUGUUAGGUUGCAUCAUUGUGUGUGUGUGUGUGUGUGUGUGUGUGUGUGUGCGCGUGCGUGUGUGUGUGUGUGUGUGUGUGCGUGUGUGUAUGUGCGCGCACAAGUGUCUGCGCGCACACGCCCUUGGGUUGUCUUGACUUGCACAUUGGAGGGGGAAAGGAGGAAUUUUUUUUUUUUAAAAAAGAGAGAAUUCCGACAUGGAAAUAAUUGGCUCCAGUGUCACUAGCUCAGUAACGGAUACCACUUGUUGCGAUGUCACUUUUCACUAUGCUGUUUGUCUCGUUCUUUUGUUUAUCUCUGAAUCCAUGCAAAUAUUGAAGAUGUAAAUAAAUAUUACAAAGUUUUUGAUCCACA
Molecule: messenger RNA, 14041 nt
Organism: Carcharodon carcharias (great white shark)
Lineage: Eukaryota; Metazoa; Chordata; Chondrichthyes; Lamniformes; Lamnidae
Gene: huwe1
Product: HECT, UBA and WWE domain containing E3 ubiquitin protein ligase 1
Exons: 84
Coding region: 83-13393 (4436 amino acids)
Biological process (GO): membrane fusion; protein polyubiquitination; Golgi organization
Cellular component (GO): Golgi membrane; nucleus
Molecular function (GO): ubiquitin-protein transferase activity; zinc ion binding; protein binding
Source: RefSeq, a predicted model, not a curated record